Molecule: messenger RNA, 2580 nt
Organism: Fragaria vesca subsp. vesca
Lineage: Eukaryota; Viridiplantae; Streptophyta; Magnoliopsida; Rosales; Rosaceae
Product: pentatricopeptide repeat-containing protein At1g12300, mitochondrial-like
Exons: 6
Coding region: 1-2580 (859 amino acids)
Source: RefSeq, a predicted model, not a curated record
AUGGAAAGCGAACAAGUUGAAACCAGAUAUGUAGCUUACAAUAUUAUCAUUGCAGCUCUGUUCAAAGCUGGGAAAAUUGAAUCUGCAACAGACGUCUUCUCUGGUUUGUCAUCGAAAGGAGUACUGCCUGAUGUAAGGACAUACAAUAUAAUGAUCAAGGGACUUUGUAAUGGUGGCAUCUUAGUUGAAGCAGAAAAGUUGUUUAGAGAAAUGGAGCAAAAAGGCUGUUCUGCUAAUGGCUGCACCUAUAACACAAUUAUCCGAGGUUUUAUCAAUAACAACGAGACAUCGAGGGCUACAAGUCUUAUUGAAGAAAUGCGUGAGAGGGGUAUCUCUGGAGAUGCAUCAACUAUGUCAAAUCUCAAUCGCUUGAACUUUCAAGGGUUCUAUACCUUGCUAUUGGAGAGAAAUGAUGAGCUAAUCACUGCGGCUACUGUAAGGAUUCAUGGAGAGAAGGUGGCCGAAGUACCUCUUGUUGCUACCAAGUUUCAAUAUCGUCGACAAGGAAUGUGUCGUGUGUUGAUAAAUUUACUUGAAAAGAUGCUUAUGGAUUUAGGUGUGGAGAGAUUGGUUUUGCCUGCUGUCCCCAGUGUGUUAAACACAUGGACUACUGCAUUUGGGUUUUCAAGCCCCAGGAUACGGUUUGGCUGUCCUCUGUUUGUUCCGGUUGACACACUUCAGAGGCAGCACUGGACUCAUCAAGAUCGACAAUAUCAGCACUUCUCGACAUCUGAGGCUGUGUUCCUGCAAAAUCACAUGUUACAGUUAGCAUGGAUACUCAACAGCAAUGCCACAGGAGGUAUGCCAUUUCUUCACUCUACCCUUAUUGCUGCUUUGUUUCAUUCUCAACCCACAAGCAUAUCUAGAGAAAACCGUCGACCCUUGCCUAGAGUGAGUAAUGUUGAGGAUGCCUUGAAGGUGUUCGAUGAAAUGAUUCAGUCGCGUCCUCUGCCUCCUGUUUUCCCUUUCAAUAAAAUUUUGACCCAACUUGUCAAACUCAAACAAUUUCCAGCAGUCCUCUCUUUGAAGAGACAAAUGGGUCUCGUGGGAAUCGCUUCUGAUGCUUAUACUCUCAACAUUACCAUCAAUUGCUACUGUCAUUUGAACCAGAUGGAGUAUGCCUUGUCUGUCUUGGCCCACUUCUUCAAAUUGGGUCUUGAACCAAAUGUCACAACCUUCAACACUCUAAUUCACGGCUUUGUUCUCCGAAAUCGAGUGGCUGAUGCAGCGCGACUUUUCAGCAAAAUGGUGGAGGGAGGUCACUGCCAGCCGGAUGUAUUUACUUUCAACACACUAAUCAAGGGCUUUUGCGCGAUCGGAAACAACACUCUGGCUAUUCAGUUACUCGGGAAGAUGGAUGAAAGAGGAUGCCAGCCUAACAUAGUGACCUAUAACACCAUCAUCGACAGUCUGGGCAAAGAUGCACUGGUUGACCAAGCAUUGAACCUCUUCUCAGAAAUGGUUGGUAGAGGUAUUGUUCCGGACGUUAUUACUUACAACUCAUUGAUUCAAGGAGUCUGCAAUAUUGGGAGGUGGAAAGAAGCUUGGAGAUUGUUGAAUGAAAUGGCGAGUCAAGGUAUCUUUCCAGAUCUUAUCACUUUCAAUAUCCUCGUUGAUGGCCUUUGUAAGGAAGGGAGGGUUGUGCAAGCCAGAAGUGUGGUUCAGAUUAUGAUUCAAAGAGGAAUUGAACCUAACACGAUUACAUACAGUUCCCUUAUGGAUGGUCACUGUUUGCGAGGAGAAAUGGACGAGGCGAAACAAGUUUUUGAUCUAAUGGUUGCCAAGGGCUCCAUGGUUAAUGUUCAUAGCUGUAGCAUAUUGAUUAACGGAUAUUGCAAGCAGAAAAAGAUUCAUGAGGCAAAAGAAGUUUUCGACGAAAUGCCUCGUAGGGGAAUUGUUCCUAAUACCAUUACCUAUAGCACUCUUAUUGAUGGUUUUUGCAAAGCUGGGAGACUACAAGAAGCAGAAAAGUUGUUCUCUGAGAUGCAAGCUUCUGGCCAACUUCCAAGUAAUUGUACUUAUAAUAUUAUACUUGAUGGCCUCUGUAACAACCAACAACUUUCUAAGGCAAUUGAAUUGCUUAGAGAGAUGGAAGCGAACAAGUUGAAACCAGAUAUUGUAGCUUACAAUAUUAUCAUUGAAGCUCUGUUCAAAGCUGGGAAAAUUGAAUCUGCAACAGACGUCUUCUCUGGUUUGUCAUCGAAAGGAGUACUGCCUCAUGUAUGGACAUACAAUAUAAUGAUCAAGGGACUUUGUGAUGGUGGCAUCUUAGUUGAAGCAGAAAAGUUGUUUAGAGAAAUGGAGCAAAAAGGCUGUUCUGCUGAUGGCUGCACCUAUUACACAAUUAUCCGAGGGUUUCUCAAUAACAACGAGACAUCGAGGGCUACAAGUCUUAUUGAAGAAAUGCGUGAGAGGGGUAUCUCUGGAGAUGCAUCAACUAUGGAAUGGAUUUUUGAUUUGUUGUCAAAGGAUAAAGUUGAUCCUGUAUUAUCAGCAUGGCUUAAAGAUUCAUUGUUUCACCAUAUUGAAAAUGCCAACUAUGAGGUUGCUGCAUCAGAGCAGAUUCAGGAGAUUGUUUGA